AUGGGCCCUCAGUCCCCGGACAACCCUAAGACGUGGUCGAAAGGGUACCGGUGGUACAUUACCACGCUCGCCGCCGUCCUCCUGCUCAACGCCACCUUCGCGUCCUCCGCGCCCUCUGGCGUGAUCCCCGACCUCAUUGAAUACUUCUCCUUCUCUCGUGCGGUCGGCACCCUCACGAUCGCAAUCUUCGUCGCCGGCUAUUGCGUCGGGCCCCUCGCGUGGGGACCCUUGUCCGAGUCGUAUGGCCGCAAGCCGGUGUUCGUCUUCACGUUCAUCGUCUACACCGGCUUCCAAAUCGGCUGCGCACUCUCCCGCAACACGGCGUCGAUCCUCAUCUUCCGCUUUCUCGGUGGCGUCUUCGCUGCCUCACCGCUCGCAAACAGCGGUGCCGUCAUUGCGGAUAUAUGGGACCCGGCAGUCCGCGGCGAGGCGAUGGCGAUCUUCACCCUCGCGCCUUUCGCUGGCCCUACGUUCGGGCCCAUCGUCAGCGGCUUCAUGGCUAACGCUGGUGUCUCGUGGCGCUGGGUGUUCUGGGUGCUUGCCAUGUUCACCGGAACGUGUCUAGCUUUGGUGAUCUUCACGCUCCCGGAGACAUAUGUUCCUAUCCUCCUUGUAAAACGCGCUCAGAGAUUGCGGAAGGAAACUGGCGACAACCGUUACUGGGCGCCGCUGGAGCGGGAGGAUAAAUCGAUAGGCGAGCGCAUAAAGCACGUCUUUGCACGUCCUUUCGUCGUCCUCGUGCAUGAGCCUAUGCUCAUCGCGAUCACCCUUUACAUGAGUUUCAUGUAUGGGUGCCUCUACCUGCUCUUUGAGGCGUACCCCAUCGUCUUCACUCAGGGCCACAACCUCAACCAGGGUAUGUCCGGCCUGAUGUUCCUCCCUAUCUUCAUCGGCGGCAUCACUGGCGUCAUCAUUUACCUAUUCUUCUUCAACCCGCGUUACGAGCGCGCGAUCGCCGCCUUCGCCCCGUACCCCGUCCCUCCCGAAUACCGGAUGGAGGUUUGCAUGCUCGCCGCGCCCAUCUUCGCCGGCUCCUUCUUCUGGUUCGGCUGGACAUCCUACCCCUCCAUAUCCCUCUGGGCGCCGAUGCUCUCCGGCAUCCCCCUCGGCGUCGGCGUCAUCUUCCUCUUCCUCGGCCUGUUCAACUACACCAUCGACGCGUACCUCUUCGUCGCCGCGUCGGCGCUCUCCGCCAUCACCGUCGUCCGUUCGCUGUUCGGCGCCGGGUUCCCAUUAUUCGCGACGCAAAUGUACGUGGCUCUGAACCCACGCUGGGCGUCGACGCUCCUCGGGUGCAUCGCGACGUUGCUCGGGCCCAUCCCGUUCAUCCUCCGCUACUACGGCCACCACCUCCGCCGGCGCUCUAAGUACGCGCCGACAGGGGACCUGCCGAUCAAGCCGCCCAGUGAGGAGAUGAAGGAGAAGGAGCGUGCGGCGCGGGCGGUUUGA
Molecule: messenger RNA, 1449 nt
Organism: Epithele typhae
Lineage: Eukaryota; Fungi; Basidiomycota; Agaricomycetes; Polyporales; Epitheliaceae
Product: MFS general substrate transporter
Exons: 5
Coding region: 1-1449 (482 amino acids)
Biological process (GO): transmembrane transport
Molecular function (GO): transmembrane transporter activity
Source: RefSeq, a predicted model, not a curated record